Molecule: messenger RNA, 3210 nt
Organism: Nerophis ophidion (straightnose pipefish)
Lineage: Eukaryota; Metazoa; Chordata; Actinopteri; Syngnathiformes; Syngnathidae
Gene: ptbp1b
Product: polypyrimidine tract binding protein 1b
Exons: 15
Coding region: 255-1847 (530 amino acids)
Biological process (GO): regulation of RNA splicing; mRNA processing; regulation of cell differentiation
Cellular component (GO): nucleus
Molecular function (GO): mRNA binding
Source: RefSeq, a predicted model, not a curated record
CGCCAUUUUGUCCGUCCAUAACAGGAAACUGCUGCUGGCCAGUGGGAACCUGUUGCUUGGCAGUUCCGCCUUCAUGUGCGAUGGAAGGGGGCAUCCAGCAUGACUGAACAACAGGAUCCAAGGACGGACUCUCCACCAUCUUGGAACAGAUGAGAGCUUUUUCCAGUAAUUAGCAUCCAGGUCCGCUAGCUUCUGCUGGCGAGAAAGUCAAAACAAGGGGACCCGAGCAUCUUUUCUCCAGUGGCCCGUGUAUCAUGACGACCCCAGCCAAUGGCAACGACAACGACAAGUUGAAAGGUGACCUGAGAGGUCUCAGCACGCCGUCCAGAGUCGUCCACAUCCGCAAACUCCCCGACGACGUCAGCGAACCUGAAGUCAUCGGCCUGGGCAUUCCCUUUGGAGACGUCACCAACCUGCUACUGCUCAAAUCCAAGAACCAGGCUUUUUUAGAGAUGCACUCAGUGGAAGCAGCAGAUCAUAUGGUGACCUACUACUCGUCAAUGCUGCCUUUCAUCAGGAACCAUCCUGUCUACGUCCAGUUCUCCAACCACAAGGAACUGAAGACGGACCACUCCCCGAACCAGGUGGUAACACAGCUGUUUGCUUUUUUGGCUGCCGUUGACACGCACUCAAAGAAAAUCUUCCUCUUGUUCUCCCCACUUCAGAGGGCUCAGGCGGCUUUUCGAGCCCUCAGCACAUCCAUUGUGGACCUGUCUGGAGUGCAACCUAGUGCCGUGCUGCGUGUGGUGGUGGAGAACCUGCUGUAUCCUGUCAGUCUUGACGCCCUUUGUCAGAUCUUCUCCAAGUUUGGCACCGUGCUCAGGAUUAUCAUCUUUACCAAGAAUGGCCAGUUUCAGGCUCUCCUGCAGUACCCUGACGCAUCUAACGCGUACAACGCUAAAGUGUCCCUGGACGGUCAGAACAUCUACAACGGCUGCUGCACUCUGAAGAUCAGCUUCUCCAAGCUGAGCAGCCUCAACGUCAAAUUCAACAACGAGAAGAGCCGCGACUUCACCCGACCGGACCUCCCCAGCGGAGACAACCAGGGCAUCAUGGAGCACAACCCCAUGGCGGCCGCCGCCUUCACUCCAGCAGGGAUCAUCUCAGCCGCGCCCUACUCGGCGUCGCCCCAUAACUACCCCCACGCCUUCACUCUCCAGCCUGCCGGGAUGACAGUCCCCUCCAUGCCAGGAACGCUGGCGUCCAUGUCUCUUCCGGGGACCACCAGGCUUGCAUUCCCCCCGAGCCCUGCUGGACACUGUGUCCUGCUGGUCAGCAACCUCAACGCCGACAUGGUCACGCCCCACUGCCUGUUUAUCCUUUUCGGUGUUUACGGCGACGUGAUGAGAGUGAAGAUCCUGUUCAACAAGAAGGACAACGCUCUGGUUCAGAUGGCCGACGCCACGCAGGCCGAGCUAGCCAUGUAUCACCUAAACGGCCAGCGGCUGCACGGGAAGCCCCUGCGCGUCAUGCCGUCCAAGCACGCCAGCGUUGCGCUGCCGCGUGAAGGCCACGAGGACCAGGGCCUGACCAAAGACUUCAGCUCCUCGCCUCUGCACCGCUUCAAGAAGCCCGGCUCCAAAAACUACACCAACAUCUUCCCGCCCUCCGCCACGCUCCACCUCUCCAACAUCCCACCCUCCGUGCUCGAAGACGACCUCAAGGUGCUUUUCUCCAGCUGCGGGGCGAAGGUCAACGCCUUCAAGUUCUUUCAGAAGGACCACAAGAUGGCGCUGAUCCAGAUGGCCUCGGUAGACCAGGCCAUCGAGUCCCUCAUCCAGUUCCACAACCACGACCUGGGAGACCACCACCACCUGAGAGUGUCCUUCUCCAAGUCGGCCAUCUGACCACUUUGCCUAUGACCUUUGACCCCUUGUUGAUGAUACCCGCGGCCUUAAGCUCCUCCUCCAUCCUGCUUUAGUCUGCUGGACUCCUUUGGCCACGCCCCUUAUUUGGGACGGCCUUUUCUGGCCUUUUUUGGCCUGUGUUCAGGUGACGGUGGUGCCUUACUAUUAUCACUAUUAUUAUUAUUACUACUACUACUACUAUUAUUACUAUUAUUAUUGUUAUCAUUAAUGUUGUUCUUGCUGUCGAUCCGUCAGUUGGUUUACACUUCCCCGCCCCUCUUCUCGGCUUUUCAUCGAUUUCGCAAUCACGACUGCAUAUUUGGGUAAUCUUUACAUCUAUGGCGCAAUCACAACGGCACAUUUGAGCAAUAUUUGACGACACGUUUCCUGCUCUCGGUCGCCUCGUACAAUCACCUUUUGUCGUCCUGAACCAAAAAGGAGGGAAAAAAAAAUAAAAAGCCUCCGUGCAACACUACAUUCCAAUCUAAGUCGUGAAAGCCGGGAAUCUGCGUUACGCUGAAUGCGCGCGCUCACAGUAAUGGAAGGAGGCGGUUUAAAAAAAAAAACAUGUCUUUAAAGGUUUCUGGCCCGAUUCUCAUCGUUGUGCAAUCAUCUAGCAUCGUAGCAUUUGUAUGGCUAAUCUUGUUAGCAUGUUGACAGUGUGGGCUUUACCAUACCGAUUUAUUAACUCUGCUCCUAUACUGUUUUAUUUAGUAGUCGUGUGCAAUGCUAAUGCUAAAUGUUUGCUAGCAUAGCUAACAUGAGUUAUUUACUAGAAUGUGAGCUAACCUGUUUUUAAAUAUUUACACCAGUUGCAAAACAUGUUUGCUGAUACUGUAUGCUUACUAGCAUGCUGGUUAAUGUUUCUGAUACUGUACGCUUAUUAGAAUGCUGGCUAAUGUGGCGAGUACUGUUUUUUUUUUUAAUGCUUUAAGUACAUAUUUUUUUUUUUUUUAGCAGGCAUAAUGAUGCUUCUCGAUGUUUGCCACAUGAUGAGUGUCUUAUCAGCGCCUCAUGAGGAACCUUUUUGAUUGAUACCAAAUGACUUCAUUCAGGAGAGUAAAAUUGAUUGUAGACCGGUUUUGCGUGCCAGUCACACGUGGCCGCGACUUCCCAACAUUCCUUAAUGUUGCACUGAUUACUCUUACGUCAAAACUGUUCUUCAAAGUCAUUUUCCCAGCUGACUUGAACGCAUCACACGAGAAGCAGGACUGGGCUGGUUGUGGGAUGGGAGUUUAUUAAGUGUACAUAGGUGUUUUAUACCACAGGUUGGUGUUUUUUUAUUAGUUUUAUUUUAUUUGAUCCGAGUGUGUCACUCGUCAACCAACACCCAACAUUAAAUGAAAUGAGUUUUUAUUUAAAA